Molecule: messenger RNA, 672 nt
Organism: Ogataea angusta
Lineage: Eukaryota; Fungi; Ascomycota; Pichiomycetes; Pichiales; Pichiaceae
Exons: 2
Coding region: 1-672 (223 amino acids)
Source: RefSeq, a predicted model, not a curated record
AUGUCGCGAAUGCGGCUAUCGAGCGGGCGCUGCUGUGGUUUGGCGGCGAGUUUGGCGUAUACGAGCUCCACGACUCUCAAUCUGGAAUUGAGGCCUGGCAGCAGCCCGUUGAAGAACAGCGACCCGAUAAAGUACCCGACAAAGCUGGGGAUCACCGAGUUGAUGAGGCCCUCGCUCACAAGCAGCUGCAGAGCCACCAGCGACGUGAGAAAGUCGUUUGUGAACACCAGCUUGAAGUCCUCGUUUGACUCGCGCAGUUUGAUCAGGCCCCCGAAAUUCAGCUCGAACUUGUAUAGCACAGGCGUAAACUUCCAAUGGGCGUAUAGCAGUCCGAACAGGACGCCCAACGGGCCGGCAGGAACGAACAAGUUGAUGCCGAGAAACGAUGGUUCUGAGGAACUUCAGACUUCCAAAAACGCGCUCCAGGUUCUUCAGACUGAGCACCAUCAGCGUGACGCACAGGAUGACCUGCGACUCGUUCUGGAACUGCAUCUGGAACAGGGCAAAACGCCAGUAUUGGUGCCAUUUGCUGAUGAACGGGUCGUAGCUCAGCACAAACAGGGGUUUCCACUCAAAGAUGGACACGGCGAGCGGAAUGGCGAUGAACAGCGACGUCAACGCCGAGCUGAUCGGCAGAUGGACAAACCCUGUGGGGAGCGAAGAGGACAUUAA